AUGGUAAGGAUUAAACCUUCUACAAUUUGGCAGGCUUCCAAGCUGAACAGGUUUUUGCCCUUUUUGUUGCCUGAGUGCAGAAGUAUCCAUGCAGCGCGCCAAGAACUACGAUGGAUUCAAGACGAAUCAAAUGAUGAUUAUCAGGUUUGGAAACGCUGCAAGCUGCGAUACCGCCAUUACCCUCUGCAAUAUAUUUUAGGAUCACAACCGUUCGAGUCUCUAAACAUCAAAUGCAAGCCCGGUGUGCUGAUACCGCGAUGGGAGACCGAAGAAUGGGCAACCGAUUUGGCGCAUAGAUUGCCCAAAAACCGUCAAAUUCACGUUUUGGAUCUGUGUACUGGAACAGGCUGUAUUCCGCUACUAAUCAAGCAUAUCAGACCCGAUGCCGUGGUAAAAGCUGUUGAUUGUUCGCCUUUAGCUACAGGACUAGCUUAUUGGAACUCAAAAAGCCUCGGCAUCUCGAUACAAGUAAUUCAAGGAGAUAUUCUCGAACAUAACUCAACUGUAAAACCACAAAAGGUAGACCUUAUCACCUGCAAUCCUCCAUAUAUUUCUCAAUCCACAUUUGUCAAGGAAACCUCCAGAUCGGUCAAACUUUUUGAGCCCAAACUCGCAUUAAUUGGGUGCUUCGAGUUUUAUGCUGAUUUGAUUGACCAUCAGAUCAGCAGAGCUGAGGCUUUUGUCUAUGAGGUUGGGGAACUGUCACAAUGUGAAUAUGUGUGCCGUCGAAUAGUCGAAGACCCCAUACUGUCCAAAGUUUGGCGAGUGGGAUUUAGAUUAGACGCCAAUUCCAAGCCAAGAGUGGUAUAUGGCUACAGAAGAGUGGCGAUUACUCUUGACUGGCCGCGCAUCUUUGAAGAAUUCGGAGAGCUGAAGAACUAA
Lachancea nothofagi CBS 11611 is the source of this 882-nucleotide messenger RNA. NCBI's taxonomy places the organism in Eukaryota, Fungi, Ascomycota, Saccharomycetes, Saccharomycetales, Saccharomycetaceae. The record is from the annotation of a GenBank genome assembly.